Molecule: messenger RNA, 2190 nt
Organism: Acaulospora colombiana
Lineage: Eukaryota; Fungi; Glomeromycota; Glomeromycetes; Diversisporales; Acaulosporaceae
Source: the annotation of a GenBank genome assembly
AUGACUAAUUCAAAUGAAUGGUGGGAGUUAUGGGACGACAACUAUAGUAUUCCAUAUUAUUAUCAUACUACCACCGGCCAAACGGAAUGGGAUGUCCCGAGGGCAGGAAAUCUUAUAUCGUUGACCAAAGUUCAGCAGAAUUCACCUGUUGGAAAGCGAAUGACAUAUUUAAUUGAAAGUCAAUUACAUUCUACCACCAAAAUCAGUCAGUUUAGUUUUUCAGAAUCGUCGGGGUCACCAGAAUCGACGCCAUCCUCUCCUUCGAAGAAAUCGAUCCGAAGUGAUAACAAAAGCGACAAAUAUUUUGUUGAUAAUGGUGAAUUAUACGUUAAAGAAUACCGAGAGUCAAUUACUUCCACUCGAUUUUCUCUUAAAUCUGUAAAGGUCGCACCGUUACCUUCAUCAGGGGGUGGAGCCACGAACUUAAAAUUUCAUGGUUCCCAAAGUGACGGGGAAAUAAAUGAUAAAUCAGAACAUGAGCAUUGGAAUAACACGGCUUCGUCAUAUCCUGACGAACCGUCAUUCCUCUCAUCUCUUUCUUUGCUACCCCGGUCAUUAAUAGAAUCCGUUUUGCCCGCUAAACUCUCGAUAAUAUAUCAGAAUGAGGGACUUCCUUUCCCCAAGCUUUCAUGCAAAUAUGAUGAUUAUAGCUCUCAACCUACUAAUGACAGUUCGUGGCAAAAUCCUGUCAAUGGAGAAUGCAAAGGAAAUGACGUGGUAGAGAAUAGCGAAAAUAUGGACUGCAUGGACACUAACUAUGAUAAUGGAGGAGAAGUUGAAAGGUACAAGAGAUUUGGAAUUUUGAGAUUAUAUUUUGUGAGGGAUGGAUGGGAAUUUAUCCAAUUAUAUCUCACGUUCUAUCAAUUAGGGAAAAAGGGAGUUUUCAAGAAGGUAGUCCCUGUAGAGAAUAUGUUAUUCUUCCAGAAGGAAAAAAUCAAACAACCGUUGAUAGCCUCGGAUUCUCUGGUGAAACAAGAUGCCAUUAAAUGUUUUAAGUCAAUACAACGCAUAAUGGGCGAUCGGCCCAUGAAGAAAAGACCAUAUCAAGAUGAUCAGUCCUCGACACACUAUAUUUCGAAAUUUUUGCCCUCUACAUUGCCCCAGUCAACGUUAAAGUCACUUUUAGAGAUUCAGUGGUUGUUGAAUAGAGGAAUUCUUAAUGUUGAGCUGAGAGAUGAGAUUUACAUGCAAGUCUUGAAACAGUUGACCAAUAACUUGGACAGCAACAGCGUAAUAAGAGGUUGGGAGCUGCUGUGUGUACUUGCCGUGACGUUCCCUCCUUCCAAGAAUUUCGAACCCUAUCUAUUUUGGUUUGUAAAGGAACAUUUUGACAAUAAGACAAACCAGGUGGGCGUAUAUAGCAAGCAUGUGUUCUCCAGAUUGAAAAGGAUACAUGAAAAAGGAGGUAGAGGUAAAGUGUUAACGUUGAUGGAAAUCAAACGGGAGAUGGAAGCACCAUUCCGCCCGUCCAUAUUUGGAGAAUCUCUCGAGUUCAUAAUGAAAUUACAGGAAAAGACAAAUCCAGGAUUAGAGUUGGAGGUGCCCCGCUUAUUACCAUUCUUAGCACACUCGGUAUUGGAACUAAAGGGACUAAUUUCAGAAGGGAUAUUCAGGGUGCCUGGUGAGGUGGAUCAAAUUACCGAGUUGAAACUUCGAAUAGAGAAUAACUAUUACGACAUCACCGGCAUAACCGAUCCAAAUGUGCCCGCGUCAUUAUUAAAAUUUUGGCUAAGAGAUUUGGCGGAUCCGUUAAUACCAAACGAAUUCUACGACCAAUGCAUUAAAAAUUCGGGGGAUAUUCACUCGUUGAAAAGGAUCAUUCAACAAUUACCGGAGAUCAAUAGAAGAGUGAUUAUAUUCGUCAUCAGAUUUUUGCAGAUCUUUUCAACUCCAUUUGUUAUUAACGAAACAAAGAUGAACGUCGACAACCUUUCAAUGGUUUUUGCUCCAAACUUUUUGAGAUGUCCUACCGAUAGUCUGAUGACUGUGUUUAAUAACGCCAAGCAUGAACAGUCGGUUGUGAGAACACUGUUGACAAGUUUCCGACCGAAUGAUGAGGCAGAUCAUGGAAACUGUGGAUUUAAGUUUGAAGAUUCGUGGGUCUUUUACUCCGAUGACAAGACUCAAAUUUGUCAAAUAGAGCAGGAGGUGGUCAUUCGUGAAUUGGAGGUCGUCGAGAGUAAAUGUUGA